GGCGUAGAUAGAGGAUUAUUCUUACCAGGCAACGUGUAUAUGUUGUAGUUAAUUUUUUGUCUCAGUUAAUUUUGUUUUCUAACUAGUUAGUUUUUUUCUAACUAGUUAAUUUUUUUCUAACUCCUUUUUUUUAAACGCCCCAAAUUUGUCGCUUUCUGCACUAUAAUCUGAAUACCAAAAGAAAAAUCUAAUACAAAAGUACAGAAAAAUUUCCUGGCGACCAAUUUGGAAUAAGAUGUUUAGUGUUAAUCGUUUCUUGUCUAGCAUAGACUGAUUUAAAUUCUUUCACCAUUUAGCACAUACACGCUAAACCUUCUUGUCACAAAUUGAUGGAAAACUUGAGCGAUCAGCGGCUUCUCAUAAACCAACAAAACUCACGAUAUUUUUAAAUGGAGGUAUAUUAAUUUCAUUGUUUUACAGCUUUGAAACAAUAAACAAAUUCCACCGGGCAAAUGCAAUGGCUAUUCGCUAUUUGUACAUCUCCAAUAAUACACCAGAUGUUUGUCUCAUUUCUCUUGGUACGACUGUAAUACCUUGGAGAAUUGAAAAACAAAGGUUAUGCAAAACUUUAGGGACAAACAGUGCUUAGUUUCCGACGUGUUCUCCAUAAGAGGGGCGGUGGACUGACUUGUCGUACACUCCAGCCAGGUCUUCGAGGUCGUGCUUGGUCAGUACAAGUUUGUUAUAAGAUUGCUACACUGCAUCCUGCAUUUAAACGGUAAGAAGGUGUUAUUAAUUUAUAGGUUUACGCCAGCUCUUGCCCCCAAAAACGCUGACUUGAAAUUAAAGUAGUAAUAACGUGUUGAGGUCUGUCGAUAAAAAUCCUCUAGUGUGACCAUUGCAAUGAAAGCACUGAGCAGUACUUUUUGAGGUUUAUAUGGUUACUAUGCUGUACAAGUCGUAAAACGUGCACGUGGUUCUAACUUUUGUGACUGGAUAAAAUUUGAACUGCGACCAUUCACACCCAUGCACCAGCUAAGCAGACCGGUACAGCUCCGUUUGUUUUCGGUUUUUAAAGUAUGAAAUUCGCAUUGGGUAGUGGAUAUAAGAGCGACUCAAACGCAAGGACGGCAAGCUGCAAUAACGCAAUUCUUUUUUCCAUCCGUGUUACUUAGGUUUUAGUAAUUUUGACACAAUUUUAGUGGUAGCCUGCUGAAUUUACAGCACAUUUCACAAAACUAUUGACAAACGAAUUCCGAAAUUCCGGCUAUUUCAUUACGUAGUAGUUUUUCAACCCAACGAAGUUGAAUACGGGAGUUGCAAAGUUGUGAAUUUCACGUGCAAAGAUGUUGGAAAGUUGCGAAGUUCGUAGCAUUCGGUGUAGGUGGCUUGGUAAUUUGGUAUUUUUAAUAUCUACAAGUAGUUAUUUGUAAGAUGAAAAAUAAAGUUACAAAAAUAUAAACCACAUACGUCGACAAGCAGCUCAUUCAUAAUGUGUUCUGGUUCCCCGAUGCGCAUUAGAUCCCAAUAAUUGCAACUUUGAGGCCAACCAAAAAGGAAGCCGGCGUUUAGUUAUUCUGUUACUUGGGGCUUUCAAAUGAAGAUCAAUUAACGAAACUAAAUUGAAGAAACUAAUGGUAAGCUGAAUUUAUUAACUUCUUAACCGUUACUAUCUUGCAGUAUCAAAAAGUUAGGGUAGGCUCUUAAUUCAACGACAGUUUAAAUGUCAGUUUAAAUGUCAGUGGUCCAGUUUUAUAAAAUAAUGUUCUGUCUUUAUCUUAUAGGAUAUGUCAACUGAACAGAAGCAGAAGUACACCAAACACACACCUUUCAUUUGUGAAGUCAUUUACAAGCCGGUAGAAGGUGAAACGAAGGGGCUUUCUGACGUUCGUAACAUCACUGUUGUUCAAAAUGACUCGGACACCUACAAAGUGAAAGUCUACAACGUCGAAUCAGAGAUUCACAUGUUCCCUAUUAUUCCCGAUUCUGUGAAUUGCGAUCCUGGAGAGCAGAAGCCCACAGGAGAUAUGUGGACGCCUUGGUGUGAUAAUCAGCAAGCGCUUGAAGAAGGCCAUUACAUCCGCAUUACACUUUCAAAGAAGAAGGAGGAUGACCAUGUGUACCAGCUGUUCCAGUCAGGCCGGAAUGUCUACAAAACCGUCAACAUGGAUUACUCGCUUCGCGCUCACAUCGAAGGUAAUUACAACAUCAAGAAGGGAGAGUACAAGUUGAUUAUCACUGGCUCCAGCGUAGAAGACGUCAAGUUUACAUUUGAUCGAUACUAG
Molecule: messenger RNA, 2225 nt
Organism: Porites lobata
Lineage: Eukaryota; Metazoa; Cnidaria; Anthozoa; Scleractinia; Poritidae
Source: the annotation of a GenBank genome assembly